AACAACAACAGCUGUUAGUAGCUAAAAAUGGCCGCCGCUAUCAUGGCGGGGCUCGACGCCCAUAGGAUGGAGAAGAAGACGUUCGAGUACUUUUCCUCCAUCAACUCUAUGGCCAAGAAGAUCAUGCAGGAGCGGGAGAAAAUCAAAUCCGACUACGGCUCGUCCUGGGAGAAAAUGACCCCGGAGGAGCAAGACAACGCCAUUGAUAACAGCUUGAUGGACCCUCACAUCAGAGCCAGAUAUGCUAUGCAUAAAGUGGACCGAGAGGAGGUGGUCUGUUACCCCAGACUGCUCCUCCAGACUGGUCAGAAGACAGUCCACUUCGGUGAAGAGGACAUGACAUGGCAGGAUGAGCACUCUGCCCCGUUCUCGUGGGAGACAAAGAGUCAGAUGGAGUUCAGUUUGACAUCAGGUUCUGCAGAUCAGGUGACCUCUGCUUCACAAGCCGACUCCAAAAGUGCAAAAGCUCCUCAUUCCAAUCAGCUUGGGAAGAGUACAGCGGGAGCCAAGGUUUCUGUAAGUGAGGGCCGAAGGCCGGAGGAGGAGUCGUCCUUCUGGAAGAUCAGCGCUGAGAGGUCACGGCUGGAAGGAGAGAAGGCUGAUUUCCAGUCCCUGACCCCGAGUCAGAUCAAAUCUCUGGAGAAAGGAGAGAAGCCCCUCCCCUCCUACCUCAGACAGGAGAGUUCUGUCAUCUCCAAGGAGCCUGAAGCUGCAGAGUCUCACCCUCCAGCUCCUGCCAAGUCCAUAAAGCCCAGAGCCCCCAAGCCUCCAGCCCCGCAGCUCCCAGCCCCCGUGGCUGUCAGUGCAACGCCUGCGUCCAUCUCCAUCGCGCCCACACCGGCGCCGCCCAUCGCCGCCUCAUCUUCGGUCGGAGGCUGGGAGAGAUCUCAGAGCACCCUGCCGUCUGUCAGCAACACCCUGGAUGAAAUGUUUUCAUCCAAUCUGAUAUCGAAGCCUUCAAAGCCCGGCGGCGCCGCAGAGAAGGACAAAGCGGAGGACGUUUCACCCCCCUUGGACGUGAGCCCCACCUUUUCCCAGUUCAACACCAGUAACAGCAUCCUGAAGACCGGAUUCGACUUCUUGGACAACUGGUAAAAUCCACAGCCGAGAGCCGCCGCCAUCAUCAUCAUCAUCAUCAUCAUCAUCAUCAUCAUCAUCGCUUUAGAGACGGACCACAUCACCAUGACUACAAACAUCCACGUCCAGAUUUAAGAGUUGCUCCUGAAAGACAACGGCAUCGAUUCUCUCUGGCUUGUUAAGACAUUAAUUUGCCACCUGUGUUACUUUUUGGCUUUUCUCCAAAGUAGAAGAACAUCUUGUUUUUUUAUGCUAUAAGUCUGGAUGCAUGAUAUUAAACUGCUUACACACACAAUUAUGAAACACUAAAAGCAUGUCAUAAUUCAGUCCAAAACUCUCAUAUUGCUUUUGUUUUUUGUGAUUAUAAUUUUAAUUUAUAACUAUCUAGGGUUUAGAGUUAAGGCGAUCCUUUAAUGCUGCAGUUUUAAUAUAAAUAUAGUAUUUUAGAAGCAAAAUCAUUAAAAAUUUACCAUAAUUCUGUUUAGUUUAAAACUGAAAUUAAACUGAAUGCUCAAACCUGCUGAAUGGAUUUAGCUUCUUGCCACAUCAUUCCAUCACAGCUGUGUGUUUUGAUAAAAUAUGCAUUGAAACAUGUUGGUAAACAAUCACCAUUACAGUGAUUGGUAGUGUUUGUCAUAGACUAAAUACCUAGAGUACUAUUUUACUUAGUUUUAUAUUUAUCUGCUAAUUUUAUCCUCAGCUUUAUGUGUACAGACGGUGAACUCACAUUGUGAGGUUAAAGAUUGAAAUGAAGUAAAAUAAUUAAAUCUAAA
This is a messenger RNA of Xiphophorus couchianus (Monterrey platyfish), 1850 nucleotides long. RefSeq names its product chromosome 15 C1orf198 homolog (gene c15h1orf198). The record is from RefSeq and is a predicted model, not a curated record. The transcript has 6 exons. The coding region runs from base 28 to 1095 and encodes 355 amino acids. NCBI's taxonomy places the organism in Eukaryota, Metazoa, Chordata, Actinopteri, Cyprinodontiformes, Poeciliidae.